AUGGGAGGACUCGGAAGGAACAAACGUAUGUUACCAAGAAGGUACCGUCUGCCAAAAUAUUUUCAAGAUAGAAAAGAAUUCUUUCUAAUAGAAUCACCAUACCUGAGCUAUGAAAAAUCAGAUACCAAUGAAUAUGCUACUGUCACCAAUACUGAGGGAGAUUAUCCUCCUUUAAUGACACCCAUUACAAAAUCAGAACACACUAUCGCCUUGCAGAAAAAAUUGAAGAAAAAAGUGAAGAAAAAAGUGGAUCAAACUCCAACGUUUGAAAAAAUUCUUGAUCGAACAGUGGAAGUUUCAGCUCCUGAUAUUAUUCCAUCUUUGAAGGAAGAAUUGAAUCAUAAUAUUGUAAAAUUGAAGAUCAAUAAUGUUGCUCUUCGAAAACAUGCAGAAACAGAGUUUAAUGGUUUUAGAUUGAGUCAAGAUAAAUUGGCAUCAUUGAUAGGAAAAGGUCGCUCAACCAUAACUCUUAAUCAGGAAUUUAAGAGUUUGGAUGGUUACAAGAUUAGAAUAGCCAUGAUUGUGAGCACGAGAAUGACAGAAUUGCAAUUGAAAAAGACAUCCUAUGCCAGUAAGUCGCAAAUUCAUAAGAUUAGGACUGUCAUGGCUCAAGUAUUAACCAAACAUAUUAGUAAGAUGAACAUUCUGGAAUUUGUUGAGCAAAUGGCAAUCAAAUGUGGAAUGGGUGCAGAAAUUAGAACCAAAUGUGAAAAUAUUUAUCCAUUGGAAGAUCAUAUUCAAAUUACAAAAAUCAAAGUGGUGGAAAAACCACCAAGACAUGAAUAA
This is a messenger RNA of Naegleria gruberi, 786 nucleotides long. RefSeq lists its product as uncharacterized. Bases 1 to 786 code for a protein of 261 amino acids. The record is from RefSeq and is a predicted model, not a curated record. The transcript has a single exon. Gene Ontology annotation, cellular component: cytosol; ribosome. Lineage: Eukaryota; Heterolobosea; Eutetramitea; Acrasida; Naegleriidae. Gene Ontology annotation, molecular function: structural constituent of ribosome. Gene Ontology annotation, biological process: translation.